Messenger RNA from Megalopta genalis, 1266 nucleotides. RefSeq lists its product as uncharacterized. Gene Ontology annotation, cellular component: chitin-based extracellular matrix. Lineage: Eukaryota; Metazoa; Arthropoda; Insecta; Hymenoptera; Halictidae. Gene Ontology annotation, molecular function: structural constituent of chitin-based larval cuticle. The record is from RefSeq and is a predicted model, not a curated record.
GACUGCACAGGGUGUGGUUCUCCAUCGGCAUGUCCAUAUAAAUAGUCUGUAUGCGUCGCACGAAAAUCGAAGACGUCCGAUCGGAACACCAUGAAGUGCGCAUACGUUCUGCUAUCAACCUGCUGCCUGCUUUCCUACGGCUUGGCAAAGCCAGCAGCACCGCUCCUGAAUUACCAGGACAGCUUCGGUCAGUACAGCUUCGGCUACAGUAGUCCCGAUUCGGCUAGGUCCGAGGUCAGGACACUGGACGGCGUGACGCAUGGGUCCUACAGCUACAUCGAUGAUACAGGUACGAUCCAGAGUGCAGAGUACACAGCUGAUGACCAUGGAUUCAGGAUUACCGCCACUAACCUUCCCCAAGGAACUGCUUUUGUGCAAAACCCUCUGGUGUAUGGAGCCGACGGGAAACCUGUAUUGAACAUACAAAAACUGGAUCAAUUAGUUGACAAGAGCGACACUAACGUGUUUCUGAAACAAGCGAAGCAGGAAGCAACUUUGGAAGGGAAAAAACAAUUGGAAGUGACGGCUACACCCGAUGCUGGUAGCACUGGAUCUGCGUCCACUGAUCCACAGACAAGAAUUGGAGACAGCAAUGUAUUUUUGCAGAAAGAAGGGUCAGCUUUGGUGCCAGAAGAAGAGCCAUCAGUUGGUGCAGUGCCAAAUGUUGGCAGCAUCGCAUCGAUAUUUUCUGAUGUCAAGUCUGAAGCGACAAUAGGAGAGAACAAUGUAUUUCUGAAGCAAGCUAAGGAGGAACGGGAGUCAGCUUCGGAAGACAAGACAUUGACAGACGGGAGAAUUGGAAAUUUGGAGGCCAACGUGAAGUCUGAGCCUGGCAAUGCAGCUCCAGAAGCGAAACCUAAACUGGAGAAUUCUGAGGGAAAUUUGAACGUUGCUUCGAUGAAAUCUGAAGGGGCCUUACUGCAAAAGGAUGCUUCGUUAACGAACAGUUCUCCAGCCUCUACGACGAUUUUAAGGCUCGGCGAGGGGGAAUUGAAAGCAUUGAGCGGCCGAAUCGAUGCGAAAGAGCCGAGCAUGCCUGAAAACACGCAGAUAAGGUCGCAGGAGAAACAACAAGCGACAAUCGAUGCACCCAUAAUUGCGCCUAUCAGCUUGAUUCCAUUUGACGGCGGUUAUCCGACUCUCGUCAGAUACGGCGCUCAUCACUACAUCAUUUACACGAAUCCGUAGGAUAGCCUCGAUUUUUCCGCAGUCGAUGCUCCAUGAAAAAUUGUAUCUGACAUGAAUAAAUUUUCGAAAAUUACGGAA